UAACAAUAAGGACACGUUACUGCCGGUGCACUGAACGCUCAUAAUAAUAUUUGCAGGACCUCAUGACGAAGAGCAAGCAGCGGUAUCGGUGGCGUCUGCUGGCCUGCGGCAUCGUCAUUAUAAUUGUGCUGGCCCUGGUGAUCGCGGCGGCGAUCCUUCUGACCGGCAGCCCGGAUUCCACCGCGUCUCGAACGAACGGCGCACCCGGCAUUUCCCUGGAGGAAUGGCUCUCCGGUUCGUUAUCCCCCAAGAGCUUCAACGGCACGUGGAUCAGCGGAGACGAGAUCCUCUACCGUGACGAGAUAGGAAAUUUGUUGAUCUACAAUGUCAGCUCGGCCGCAUCCAAGAUCCUGUUGGACUUCAGCAAUCCCGAUUUGCUGUCGAGCUUCGACCACCAGUUGUCCGCCGACAGGAAGUAUCUGCUGCUCGCUCUCAACUACCAAAAGCUGUACCGCCAUACGUACCUGGCCCAUUACAGGAUCGUGAACCUGGACACUCUGCUGGAGACGGUAUUGGCGGCAAACGAGUCGACGCCGCUGCAGCUCGCGACUUGGGCACCGCGCGGCAACGCCCUGAUCUACGUUCACCAGAACAACAUCUACUACAGGCCGGAGGCGGAGGUGGCCAAUGACUAUCAGAUAACCAACACGGGGGUGUUCGGUACUAUUUACAAUGGCGUGCCCGAUUGGGUGUACGAGGAGGAAGUGUUCAGCUCGAACAAGGCGCUCUGGUUCUCUCCGAGCGGCACUAAACUGGUCUUCGGCUAUUUCGACGACUCGAGCACCCCUAUUAUGACCAUACCGUUUUACGGGUAUCCCGGAAGCUUAACUUUCCAAUACACGUCGGCGAUACCGAUCCACUACCCCAAGGUAAGUACAAGGCUAUCGUACUGCAUUUAUCGAGAGGAAAUAUUCUCUUUUCGUUGCAGAUACUACCUGGCCACUUCGGAGCGCGAGUCGGCGGUUCAGCACUUGUACAGAGUGUCGCUGCUGGACCCGGGGCGCAAGUCGGCGUGCUUGACUUGUAACGUUGUCAGAGAGAGGGACGGCAGCCGUUGUUUGUACAACAGCGCUAAAUUCUCCACCGACAAUUCGCACUACGUGCUCACUUGUGCCGGGCCCGGAGUACCCGAUAUAGCCAUCUACAAUAAGAAUACCACGUUGCUCUCCGUGUGGGAGGACAACAGCGUGGUGACUGACAUAAUAAUGGAGAAGUCGCAGCCGAUCGUCCAUAGAUACAAAGUCUCAGUUCCAGGCGGCUUUAACGCCCAAGUGAGGCUCCUGAUACCACCCGGCGCUGACUUGAGCGGUGCCGCCAAGUAUCCCAUGCUGGUUUACGUAUACGGCGGCCCGGACUCGUAUCAGGUGACGGAGAAAUUUAACGUCGAUUGGGGCACGUAUCUUGUAACAAACAAAAGCAUCAUAUACGCCGCCAUCGACGGUCGCGGUUCCGGAUUGAUGGGUAACGACAUGCUGUUCGCCGGCUACCGGCACCUCGGCACCGUCGAAAUUACCGAUCAGAUUAACGUCACCAGGCAUCUGCAGGACAAAUUGCCCUUCAUUGACCGUACGAGAACGGCGAUAUGGGGCUGGAGUUAUGGUGGAUACGCGACCGGCAUGACGCUCGCCAUGGACUUAAAGGGCGUCUUCAAGUGCGGCAUGUCAGUCGCGCCAGUUACGGACUGGGCCCUUUACGAUUCGAUUUAUACCGAGCGAUUCAUGGGUCUGCCGACCGUUGCCGACAAUCUGCAGGGCUACGAGCAAGGUCAGCUGCUCAACAAGGUCGAGAAUAUCAAGAAUAAGAUGUACUACUUGAUUCACGGCACUCUGGACGAUAACGUGCACUAUCAGCAGUCGCUUAUGCUCGCGAAGGUGUUGGAGCAGAAAGACAUCCUCUUUAGACAACAGACGUACACGGACGAGGACCACGGUAUCGUCCAGUCGCGAGCGCAUCUGUACCACUCGCUGGAGAACUUCCUGGACGAAUGCUUCCAGACGUCAUCAUGAUCGGAGCACGGGAUAGUGAUGACAAUCUAAGACGCUGUACACCACCUGCCUCACACUUGUAAAUACUUCGUCACGUGUACAUAGUUUGUGUACGAUAUGUAAUAUGAGCGUUUAGAGAAUGUACAUAGCGGUGCGGGAUUGUCGAAGAGCGAUGGGAGAGACAGAGAGAAAGAGAGCGAGCGUGAAGUACGAAAAGAGAAAAAGAUAGAAUAAUUAAUUAGGCACCAGCGUCGUCGCGAAAUUACGCGGAGCAGGACUGUAAAAAAAAAACAACAUGUUUGAUACGUUUUUUAAAGUACCCGAUCAAACGGUGCGUCGAAGGCCUAAUGACGGCGCGAGCCCCGUCGUCUCGCCGUUCAGACCUCACUAGAGUGUAUUCCGUAUCGUUGCAGCUCGUACUUACAUUUUCAGCCCGCAGGCAUCGUUUAAACGUUGUUCGGCACGCGUUAAAAUCCUCGGAUAAUCGCACGAACCAGUCGACUUGACGUCCAGUUGGAACAGCGAGAGUAUGAGGCGCGGUCUUUCACGAGACGAUUUUCAUUUAAUGAGUUCACGGCGUUGUUUAACGAAAUUUUCAAUUGCCAGCUACGACGAUGUGAGUCUAUUAGCUCACCAAUUAAUUACUCGGUAAUCUACGUGUCGAACUUGUCUCUUAGCAUUUCCUGAGACGAGAAGAAGGACAUUUGUUUCGUCCUGAAGUAAAGUAAUUAAUUGUCCCAGCGAUAAUUUCACCGUCUGUGAAAUAACAUGUUCCAUAUGUAUAUUAGAUUUAUUCAGUGGAAAUCAGAAUAUUUUUCUGUUACGAUCGCGCGCCUUUCUGAUAAGACAUUAUGUUGACAUAUCAGAUAUUCACAUAUAUGAGUUCAGUUAUCAUCUCGAUAAACGAGAGCUCUCAAAAGGUUUGAUAAAGUAUAAAUCAAAUUUACGAUUUCGCAUAUACGCGUAGAUACACAUAUGUAUAUACAUGUACUUUCAAGAUUAACUAGAGAAAAAUAUGCUCAAGAUUUAACUUCCUUUGUGUAACAAAAAGAUAUCUCCCAUAUUUUCAAACUGCAAUCGAGAGUUGUUUAAAAUAUGUAUAUUUAACAUUUCAACAUUCGAAAAGUAAAAUGCAAAUAAUGUACAAUGUAAGAUAAUUUGCCAUUCCGUGAAACAAAAUUUUCAAAUUUGUUUCAUUUAUUUCUUAACAUAUGCGUAAAUUUUUAUUCGUGAAAAAUGUGUUUUUUGUUCGUUGCAUAAAUACUCUUUGUAUGUCCCGACGAUAAAAUUAAAGGGCAAACGUACGCUGGCGCGUACCGCACGCAUUUUUCGACAAUAACAUUAUCGACGAUCUUCUGAAAUGUAACAACUGUUACGGCCUAUUCGACGCGCUCACAUUCGUAUUUAAAUGCUACGUCUGCUAAAUGAUUGUAGUAUAUUGCGACAUUAAACAUUUCGGUGACGAAUUUACGCGGUUAAUACACAAAACGCGCUAAACGAUUCUAAUUUUAAUGCAAACACGAUUCUUCUGAACUCAUAUAUGUUAUCUUAAGGCUCUGGAAUACUCAGCAAAAAUAUAAAAUUCCUGUGUAUGCAAAAGCAAAUUAGUAUUUAUUAUCCCGACUGCUACAUAAUAAUCGAACAGAUCUUGAAACGAGAAUACUGAGCACAGUCGUGUCAAUAACUUUACAACGGUCGCCGACGAUGUAACCGAUUAAUAUACGAGAAUCAAAAUUUUGCGUGCACAAAAAUGUGGAAUUAAGCCAGUCGAUUUUUGAGAUGUAUUUAGGAAAGUCCUUGAAGCAUAAUAUAUUUUCACAAUGCCGUUUUGAUCGACUAUUGCGACGUUCGUAAUUUUUAUGAAAGUGCGACAACGUAAGGCGUGUGAUGAUCGACGAAAAUUAUAUAGGAAAUGGUAACCAAAUUAUACUUUCAGAAUCGACGAUAAUACACGUGAAAGCAAUGUUUUGUAAUGAUCUAUAGAUAGGUGACAUAUUAUUUUUUGUAUCUCUACAAACUGUUGCACGUUUCGAGAGAGGCAUUUCACUAUUUCACCGAAAAUAAUAUGUACAAAGACAUUUCCAUAAGAAGAAUAUAUAAUAAAAGCGUAUGGUAAUAUGCACAAGUUACUAAAACAUAUGUUUUUUAUAAAACAUAUAUAUAUACUUUAUGCUAUGGAAUAUAUAAUAUUUGGGAGCAUAAGCAUUUCGCGUUUAAUAACUGCAUUGUUAUAAAACAUUGAUCCUAAUAUUAUUUUACUAUGUAAAAUCUUCCAAACGAAAUUGCGUAUUAAUAAGAUUUUGUGUGUCUUUCGGGACCUAUAAAGUUGAUUUCACCGUGACAAGAAUAGUAUUAUUGAUAUUAGAUUAUGGAUAUACUGCGAAUAGAGUGCUGCUAAUAUCUUGCUAAUAAAAUUACAUGCGAUAUUAAAUAAUUUUAAUAUACUUGACAUUUCUUUUUUCCAUAAUAACUUUAUGACGUAAUCCUCUAUUUUUUAAAUUUCAAAUUUUCUAAAAACUCUGUGUAAUAAGAUCCUUCAAACUUAAGAUAAAAUCAAUUUAAAGGUUUCUUCAAAGGUAGGCGGAUUUUAGGAAAAUUGUUCCUGUCCAUCAGACUUGAAUUAUUGUUCGAAAGAGCAAUUCAUAUUAUAUGUUCCAUAUAUCGAUCGUGUCUCUUACCUACAAAUUUUAGUUCUCUAGUCUAGCUUUUACUGUGGGUAUACCAGAGUGUUAAGAAAGUGCAAUUACAUCAUUUAUAUCACAUUUGUAUAUCUAUAGUUUACGUAACGUACGUAUAUAAAAUUCAACAAUUAGUUUAUCGAAACUUUUCCUUAACGUAAGAUAGCAUAUCCACUUCUUAUUAUUGUUAGACCACGGGCAAAUAUUAGUGCCAAUGUGUAAAUGCAUAAGUAGGAUAAGGAACUACCGACAAACUCUCUAUUAAAACGUUUUUUAAUGCAAGGACCACUGUAACAAUUUUGAGAGUGGAUCAAGAUGAAUUUAUUAAAAUAAUUGUUAACUUUUAUCCCGACACGCGUGUUGUAUAUACAAAAUUACUUACUUAAACACUUAAUUAAGGUAACGGAGUAUUGUUAGAAAGAAGAUAUUGUGACCCAGUAGAGUUAUGGAAUUAUGACAAGUGUACUCUCUUUCACCACUAUUUGUUGAGUGUAUUAUAAAUAAAGCUCUAUGUUUUAUUAA
Molecule: messenger RNA, 5185 nt
Organism: Vollenhovia emeryi
Lineage: Eukaryota; Metazoa; Arthropoda; Insecta; Hymenoptera; Formicidae
Gene: ome
Product: venom dipeptidyl peptidase 4
Exons: 12
Coding region: 63-2006 (647 amino acids)
Biological process (GO): proteolysis
Molecular function (GO): dipeptidyl-peptidase activity; serine-type peptidase activity
Source: RefSeq, a predicted model, not a curated record